CAUGUAUGUCCGAUGCUCCGCCGAAGAGCUGCUGCAGAGAACGACUGAUGGAGAGGAGGGCCGUGGAUUGGAUUGAGUGAUUGAUCUGUCUUGUGUGUGGAGGGGUAGAUGCAGCUGGCGUCCUCCUCCUCCCAGGCACUCCCGUUUCACUACCAGCCGACGCCCAACUGCAACAAACUCCUGCACCUCUCGUGUGAGCAAUUCCACAGACAGACAGACAGACAGACAGAGAGGGAGGGUGGCAGCGGGAGGGUGUGUCACAUGCAUGGCGGAGAUCCCUCCUUGUGCGCUUGUCUUGCUGUUGUAUCCAACCAACCCCCCGUUUGUGUGUGGUGGUUCGUUUGUUGGUCGAUUGGUUGGCUGUGCCUGUCUGUGCGUGGCUGCAGUUCUGGGUAUCCGUGGCCUGGCCACGUCAUCUCCACUCGUAUCGUCACCCUCCUCGACCAACGAAAGUCAGCCACAGAGAGAGAGAGAGAGAGAGAGAGAGAGAUAGAGAAUGAAUGAACCCCCGACAAGCCACAAGCAACAACCCUCCUCUCUCUCCCCCUCUCUGUGCACAUUGCGACUGACUGUCAGAGGAUGUGUGGUCGGAGCGUGAUCGCAUCAAGGUGUCCGACCUGCUCCCGCCCGCCAUGCGGCCCGGCGUCAGCGGCAGUGGGGCGGUGGUUGGCGGCCAGCCACAGGGCAUGGCGCAGCACAAGGAGCCCGAGGUGGUGCUGCUGGCAGAGACCAACGAGUUCCAGACGGCCUGCAGGUGGUCCAGCAGGUCAUCACACUGCAUCGUCGUGUAAGCUGGAGGCAGGGAGGGAGGGGUGUUGUCAAUAUGCAUGUGUGUGUGUGUGGAUGCUUGAAUGAAUCAGUCCUGCGACCUUCUCAUGGCCCAUUGUGGUCCACCUCGCCGUCAAGCUGCCGCAGACACAGACCCUCCACAGAGUCGGGUAAGACCGCAGCGCAACCACCACCACCACCACCACCACCACCACCACACACACACCACACACACACACACUCUCUCUCUCUCUCUCUCUCUGUCCCCUUCUCAUUGCGCCCACAGAGAGCUGGACCUCACCCCUCCCCCCCGGCCCCCAUCCUCGCUCUCUCACGGCUCCCGCGCAGCUUCCCCGCCAAACAGCACCACCACCACGACCACCACCAGCACCACCACCACCACGAGUGUGAGUGUGAGUGUGCCGACCCCUGCGAGUGACAGCGCGCCGACGAGUGCUGCGGGUGAGGUGCCCAAUCGCGUCUUCGACAAGUGGGUGCCGCUCAAGCUCCACGUGCACAGGGACUCGCUCACACAGAGGGACAAAGAGAGGUGAGGUGCGCCGGGCCGGCGAGGGAGGGAGGGAGGGAGAUCAAAUCAGUGCAGUGGGCAGUGUGUGUGUAUGUGUGUAUGUGUGUGUGAAGGUGUGUGGAGGUUCGUGUACAGUUGGCCUAUGCCACGCCUCUGCCCUUCUGGUCGAGCCAGCCACCGCCGGCCGACGGACUCACCAAAGAGGACAGACAGCUCAUUGAGGUUGGUUGGUUAGCAAACCGAGGGAGGCAGUGCAGUCAGGCUGUUCGUCCUUCACGUCAUGUGUACGUGUAUGUGUGUCUCGUUGUGAUUGAUAUGUUUGUGUUUGUGUAGGCUUUGAAUGAGACUUCCUUGGCGCUGCCGUUGAGUCUGUAUGACGUGGCGGGCGUCUCUAUCGCAGGUCGGCCCGCUCUCUCCGUGCGUUGAUGUGGGUGUGUACCUCUCUGUGUGUGUACAUCUGUGUGUGUGUGUGUGUGCACAGACAGGGUGUGUGAGGCCCUGAUGGUGCUGCUGGAGCCCACCAGGAACGUGCAGCUCUUCAGGCGAAUCGUCCAGACCGACACACACAAGAUGAGUAAGCAAGCCCACCCCACACCCACACCCACACCCACACAGGUGCACUCUGCAGAGGCAUGUUUGUUUGUGUGUGUGGUGGUGUGGUGGUGUGUAGCGUCGCGUGACGCGCAGAGCAACGUGUACAUAGCUGACCGCCGGCUGCUCAGCUGCAUGGCCGUCAACAUCUCCCGCUACCUCCGGGCCUACAGCCGGCUCUUCCUCCGCUCUCGCAUCAAGAAGACCUUCGGACCCGUCAUUGCCAAGGCCGUCCUCAACCCCCACGUAUGUGUGUGCUGUGCUGUGCUAUGUGAAGCAUCGAGAAGCACACACACGGAAUGUUUAUCUGUGUGUGUGUGUCUGUGUAAGGUGUGCGACGGCGCCAUAAUGGACAGCUUUCUGGACGGGGCGAUAGAACUCAUGGACACCAUUGCACCGUGAGCAAAAGACGGAGAGCCAAGCCAAGCUUGGGGCCACCACGAGCUUGGCUUGGCUGUGUUGGAUGGGACAAAUGAUGGCGGUGUGUCUCUCUCUUGUGUGAUGCUAUGCUGUGCCCAUCCAUGCCGGUCGGUGUGCAGGGGUCUGAUUCGCGUCAUGGCCGACACCCUGUCGCUCAAAAUGGCCAACCCCAGAAACGCCACAUCAGGUCAGUCAGGUACACACACGAGUGAGUGCAAAUGGCGGGCGGCUGUCAUGCCAUGCCAAUCAAAAUGGCGAGUGAAGUGAAUACAACCUGUGUGUGUCUGUGUCUGUCUCUGUGUCUUUGUGUGCGUUGGGUGGCUGCAGGAUGUCUGAUCACGCAUUUGUUCGGCCCUUGUCUGGUGCUGCCUGUCGAGUAUGGCGUGCUCGACACCAACCCCACGCCCAACGCCAAGAAACUACUCGUCAGUGAGAAAGGAAGAACCCACAUGGGGCGCCCCCUUCCUUACACAUGGCUGCAUGCGUGUGUGCAUGUGCAUGUGUGUGUGGGUGGUGUAGGUCCGGUGCUACCGCGCCUUGGUUGCGUUUCUGACGUCCCACAUCUAUGCGCACGGCGACUACUGGCCCAACGUCGACUACCUCGUCGACACCAUCUCGGACGACAAAAUGCCGAGGAUCGCAUCCAAACUCGAGCAGCUGCUGGUCAGUCAGGGACCACACACACAUGGACCAAUGCCUGCAAUGCCUGCCGCUUCCACGUGUGUGUGUCGGUUGUGAUGAAUUCACUCAUCGACCAACCAGCACAAGUCUCGGUAUCGGUAUGCCGAGUACUGGGAUGCGACAACCUUCUACCCCGACGGACCGCCGACCGAACCAUUCAAGUAAGAGUGCACUCAAGCCAGCACACAAACGCAGGGAGGGCCUGCCCGUCUUCACUGGUUGGUAUGUGCAGGUGUCUGGCCUGUCGGUUUGUACGGUCGCUGCUGCGCGAGCGCCUCCCCUUCAUCCAGAAGACCCACCUAUACGGAGUAGGGGAGGGAGGGAGUGAGGCAUCGAUCGAAUGAGCAGACAAACAAGAGAGCCAGCACACGUCGCCAUCUGUCGUGCUGCAGGAGCAGUUUGCGCCCCUGACCUACCGGCUGCAGCAGAUCCUGGCCACCGGCAAGGUGGGUAGCACAACACCUCUUGUGUCUUCCCCAUCCCGCAGGGCACGUGUGUGCAAGUUAAAAGUUGUGUUUGUCAGGGUGUGGACGAUCGUCGGUCGAGUGCGUCUAGCGUGGCGUCGCCGCCGCCCCGGGAGACCCCCGACGAGCUCAUCACCGUCACCACCACACCACACGGCGGACAGGGGCUGCUCUAUAAAGGUGCCGGGCGCUGGGGGAGACCUACACUCACACCGCUCCACACACACAUACGUCAUCCACACGCAGUAUCUGUGAGGGGCGCGCUGUUCCUCAUCCUGUCUGUGUGCGUGUGCGUGUGCGUGUGUGUGUGUGUCUGCAGGGAGUUAUGUGCGGUCUGAGGUGUGUCGUCGGCUGAGUUGGCUGCUGGAGCGGAGUCUGCAGGUCACCAAGAGGGAGCUCAUCGAGAAGAAUAUACUCAAGGGUAGGCAGGCCAGCUGGGCUGUCUUGGGCGCCGCCCCUCGUUCGUUUGUUCAAACUCCUGUGUCUGCCUGCCUGCCUGUGUGUGUGCCUUUGUCCAUCUCCAUGUGUGCAGGCAUGUCGAUAGUGAAGCGGUCGUCCCGCCCGCUGGCGGCCUUCUUUGCCAACAGGAGACCCAAGCUGCAGGACCUCAUCAACCAAGGCAGUAAGGACACCACACACACAGACACACACACAGACGCACACACACACGGCGCAGACACAGAAGGACCGCAUGGAUGGUCGGCCGGUCUGUCUGUCUGUCUGUCUGUGCAGAGCUGCCCCCCGACUACCUGUCGACCUUGUUUCCCCCCGAGCGUCGUCUGGCGCCCCUGUCCACCCCGCCCCACCUGCUGCCCACCAUUGCCCUCUCCUCCCCCACCCCCUCGCCCAACGCAGCAUUCCCUCCCGUCUCGGCCAACAGAGGGGCGGUCGUGGCUGGACAACAUCCCACUGGCAGGACACACUCACCCCCAGCGCUCAUUCAGCAACAGCAGCAGCAGCAGCAGCAAAAACAGCCGCCGGCGGUUUCUGUAUCUUCACCUGCACCUGCGCCUGCAGCUGCACCGCCCGCAUCUGUCGCGAGGCGGGCAGAGGAGGAGAGGGACCCUGCGAUUGUGGAGAUAUGGCGCAAGGGCGAGGUGGUCAAGGACGGCACUCCUCCUGGGGUGGGCGUGGGCGUGGGCGUGGGGGUGGGGGUGGGGGUCAAGAAGAAGAACAACAGUCACCACGUCAACGAGGCCGUGGGAAUGAUGAACGGCCCGGUGCAAGUGACGACAGCCCCUCAGGUGGACUUCAUCUCGAUGCUCGCCAAGGGAAAAAAGCAGCAGCAGCAGCAGCAGGAUGCCGCCAUCAAUCGGCACGUAUACCCCCCCGCCCCGCUGAUCCCCCCGCCCACCCUCUCACCAGCACCAGCAGCAGCAGCAGCAUCAGCAGCAUCAGCAGCAUUAGCAUCGGCAGGAGGAGGAGCCCAUGUGAUGGAGAAGUCUCUGUCCAACCCCAAUCUGGCGCGGCUCCACCAAUCGCCCAGUCCCACGGGCAGCGACGGCCCUGAGGUGCGCGUGUACCCCUUCGACCACCACCAGCAGCAGCAGCAGCAGGACGCUCCUGCUGGUCCUCCUGCUGCUGCUGCUGCUGGUGGUGGUAGUAGUGGGGGCUGGGGAGGGGGCAGCACCAGAUCGCAGGCAUCGGACCAGGCGGUCAGUGAGGGAGACAGACAGACAGACAGGCAGACAGAGAGACAGAGAGAGAGAGGGGGCAAUGUUCUCUGUCUGUGUGUGUCUGUGCAUCAAUCCAUCCAUCACUCAAUCAGGACAUCGAGUAUGAGGUUGAAGAGACGGUGGUGGUCGACCAGUGCCAGUCAUACGUCUACCUGAGGAACAGGCCCAACUACUACGACGACGCCAUUCCCACUGCCACCAGUACUAGUGGGGCACGAGGGAUACUCGCCAAGGGCAGGAAGGGCCGGUCGGCUGACAGCAGCCCCACCCCCCACCAAGUGGACCACGACCACGGCUCAACGUCCUCUCCCCGAGACCUCACCAUCGCCGCCCUCGGCCCCCCACCCCUGCCGAGCGGGCUCAGCAGCCUCAUCACCGACAAACGAUCUGGUCAGUGUCGACCAAGGAAGGCGCGAGAGCACACAAUGGUGGCACGGAGGAGACAUGUUGUGUGUGUGUGUGUGUGUAGGUCACCAUUACCAGGCGUGGGCGUGUGAGUCUGCGGACGUGCCGCCUCCGCCCCCCCAGGCGCCCCACCAGUCGGGCCUCAUCGGCGGCCAGUGGGCGAGGGCGUCGCCCGACGACCUCCGGCGGCACAUCAAGUCGCUGCAAGAAGUCAUCACUAACCUCAACGCACAACUCAACCAUGUCAGCCGACACGCCCACAGACAAUGGGAGACUGUGUGACGAUCUGUCUGUCUGUCUGUCUGUCUGUCGUGUGCCUGCAGGAGCGAGAAGAGCGUCGAGCGGCCGAAUCUCAAUGUCAGACGCUGCAGAGCCAACUCCGCACCCUGGAGGCGGCGGCCUCCCUCCCUCCUUCGCCUCCCUUGCUGCCCCCAUCCCUCUCGCCAUGGCACCUCUCGCCCAUCCCACCUGACCUGGACCAACACCAGCUCCACAGAUCAUCCUUCGCCCACCCGCAUUACCGCCACCUCUCAGUGCGCACACGGACAUCAGCCGACCUCUCGCAGCCCUCCUCGCCCCUCCCGCCACACUCACCAGCCGAAGAGCCCACCCAGGGCGGGUUUGCCAUCCCAUGGGGGUUUGGUCGAGGAGGUCGGGUGGCGGCCAUCACACCAACCCACCAGCAGCAGCAACAGCAGCAGCCCCACUCGCCUGUGAGCCCGGCGGGCGGUGGCGGCGGCGGCGGCGUUGGUGUUGGUGUUAGUGUUGGCGUUGGCGCUGUGGUGAUGCGGGCGGCUGCUGGCGGACAUGGCCCGCCGGGGCAUCGUCUGUCCCUGACUGAUGAGAUGGGCAGGAAUGCGCCCGCUUUUCUGCAGACAGUCCAAGGCUUCAUUAGGAGUGACCACGGCCGUCCGCAGAGAUAGAUAGGGGACCGGACAAGUGACUGAUUGCGUGAAUUGGUGGGACGAUGUGCGAGCGACAUAUACACACAUGUGGGUGGCCGUAUGGAUGAUGAUGGUGUGGUCGGUGAGUAAGUGUGUAUGUGGCGGGUCGCUCAUGGCCGGAUGGAUUCUCUCGAUCGGUCGGCCAUGGGUGUGGCUGUGGAGUGAGUGAGGGUUCGUGUGUAAGGCGUUUGUCUGUGAGCUGAGUGUAUCUUAUAGUAUUUUGUUG
Molecule: messenger RNA, 6704 nt
Organism: Vitrella brassicaformis
Lineage: Eukaryota; Vitrellaceae
Source: the annotation of a GenBank genome assembly